Molecule: messenger RNA, 2618 nt
Organism: Coregonus clupeaformis (lake whitefish)
Lineage: Eukaryota; Metazoa; Chordata; Actinopteri; Salmoniformes; Salmonidae
Product: SH2 domain-containing adapter protein E-like
Exons: 6
Coding region: 573-1985 (470 amino acids)
Molecular function (GO): phosphotyrosine residue binding
Source: RefSeq, a predicted model, not a curated record
CACAAGAUUGGACACUCUGGGAAUGGGAUCACUAAUAAGAACCAAGAAAAACUUUCGAUUCUUUCGAGUUUUCCCACUCCAAAGACUUCUCUUCAUCCAAAGAGAAUAACUCAACAUGCAGCUGAAUGGAAGAGGAAUGACUUAAAGAAGAUCACAAAUGGGAUAAAGUAGGGAGAAAUCUUCCAAUACAGGCUACAGCAGGCCAUUAUUUUGUUAUAGGCUAUCACAUGUAGGCUAUUUGUUAUUUAUUUCAUUUCGUUUUUACCUUGUGGCCUUUAUUAGAAAACGAAAUUUAACAUGCCUAUUACGUUAGCCUAAUCAAUGUUUUAUCGGAUUAUCAAAUGAAAAGUCAUAUUCUAUUUCAUUUGAAAUUUAAAAAGUAAAAGAUAAGCCAGUGAAGGCUUUGGACUACAUGCAGAAAAUCUCAAUAAACAGCCUUGUGUUAAAGCAACGGAAGUAUUUUGUGUCAGAAUAGCCUACUGUGAUUUCUAAAGGUGCGUCUUUGGGGCUGGCACAGUGCAUGGCGCAUAAAGGUGUUGGACCAAAGAGAGUAUUGGCUUUAUACAGAGACCAUGGCAAAGUGGUUCAGAGAAUUCCCCAUCAAUUUGAAGAACGGUACUGAUAGGAUCCGCUCUGCUUCAGAAUCAGGCUCCCAAUCCAGGGGUAAAAUUGGACUGGUAGCUGGCAUUGGCACCAAAGCAACCAGCUCCAAAGGGAGUCCGCGCAAAAACUCGGGAAUGGAUAGUAGUGGCGGUGGUGGAGUCGUUGGUGCUCUACUGUCAGGAAGAAAUAGGAAAAAUUCUGCCAUCGAAUUGGGAAGGAAUGGCACAAGUUCGAUAAAGGAUGGAAAAGUUUGGGACAGCCUUAUAGGUAAAAGUCGCAAAAAUUCCAAAGCAGAGUCGCCAGUGUUUGAUGAGCACCGGCCACUGAAAAGUUCCAGUUCUGCGAAUGCCUACAUCAGUCGUCUGAUCAAAGUGGAUAAGCAGGACAAGAGCCAGAACUUCAGCAGCAGCCAAGUGGUACUCGAAACAGAGAAAUCACAGCCACUGUGCAAAACAGAGACGGUGAUCAUUCUUGAGGACUAUGCAGAUCCCUUUGACGCCCACAAGACUCGGGAGGAGAGGGAUGCGGAGAGAGAGGGGGAGAAUGAUGGAUACAUGGAGCCUUACGACGCGCAGCAGAUGAUCACUGAGAUCAGACGGAGGGGUUCCAAGGACCUGCUGAAGAUGUGUGUCCUGCUGGAGGGGGUUGAGGGGGAGGUGGAUGAGGGGCGACCCGUGCCCCCCCAGAUCUACGACAUGACCUAUGAGGGUGGUGUGGAGGGCGAUGGAGGGAGCGGGAAGACCCCGGUCACCAGGCCAGAGUUAGACCCCCGGCCCCCAGCUGAGUACCAGCUGCCCUGGGAGCGGAAGAAGGAACAGAUUGUCAAGGCUCUGCCCGCCCAGUUCGACAGCCCUGAGCGCCCCUCCCCAACCAAAGAGGACCCCCCCACCCUCACCCUCACACGGCAGCCCCAGCAGCAGCACCAACAGCAGCAGCAGCAUCUGCGACAAAAGAGCUGGAGUCAGAAGAUCCUGAAGUCCUCUCCCACCUUCUUGCCCUCCCUCUCCUCCCCGCCCAGCAUCGGCCCUGAGGCUGAGGUGUGCCGGGUGGACCCCACCGUGCCCCUGGAGAAACAGAGCUGGUACCAUGGCUGUGUAACACGCCAGGAGGCAGAGUCUCAGCUCCAGUCCUGCAAAGAGGCCAGUUUCCUGGUGAGGAACAGCGAAUCAGGAACCAGCAAAUAUUCCAUUGCUCUCAAGACAAGCCAGGGCUGUGUUCACAUCAUUGUUGCCCAGACUAAGGAGAAUGGCUACACACUGGACCAGAGUAGCUGUGUGUUUCCCAGCAUUCCAGAGGUGGUGCACCACUACGGCACUCAGCGGCUGCCUUUCAACGGGGCCGAGCACAUGACCCUACUGCACCCCGUGCCACGCCCUUACUGACUCCACCCCCACCACACUCAGGUGUACCCCGACAACUCCAUGCCUCUGCAUCUGCAUGAAAUCAUCCUCAACGAAUAUCUCCAAUCUAAUGCCGGCCCCCAACAGCCUCAAUACGUAUAUCUCUUUAUCUAUCGUCAUUCACUCUUCAGUCCCUUUCUCUUUCAUAUUAUUUUAGUCGAUAUCAUUAGGAUUUUUUUUCAGUCUUAUUUUCUCCUGGAUAAACAAAAGACAGACAUGCUGAGAGACCUGGGUCCAGGAGAUAUUGCUCUUGCUGUACAAUCAUUCCCUCACCUUUCAUAUGCAGCUAAUGCAAAACGCCCAGGCUACUGUUUUGCAUGUGAACUUGGGAGAACCUCAACCCAUGCCUUGAUUGUACAAACGGGGCAGAAAUGAAUGAUCAAAUUAGUCAGAGCCAUGCCAGUUAGAAUCUAGUCAGAAUACAGUAUCAUUAAUCAUAAUUGGUCAUUAAAUGGUUUAAGCUGCAAAGGGAUACAGCUAGUCAACUGUACACAACUCUGUGGAGAACCACAACUGCUGUAUAGGACAAAGACUAUUAUAAGGAAAAGGGGGAUACCUAGUCAGUUUUACAACUGAAUGCAUUCAACUGAAAUGUGUCUUCUUCAUUUAACCCAA